UAAACCAGAAAAUGGCAACGUAGAAAAAUUGACCAAUCCCGAAGAAAUUAGUGAUAUAUCGUAAGCGCAGGCGCGCUAUUGAUUGUAUUUGUGCAGUCGAGUUUGUUACUAGUAAUGGACGAACGUGAUUAAGUAAAGACGAGAAGAAAAUAUGACCGACGCCGGAUUUUUUCGUGGAACAAGUGCUGAACAAGAUAAUCGAUUCACUGACAAGCAUAAGAAAUUAUUAAAGCAGUUGAGAUUUAGCGAUGUAUUGAACAAAAAGGUGGAUAUGAGUAAAGUGAAUUUAGAUAUUAUCAAACCAUGGAUUGCAAGAAAAAUUACAGAUAUGCUUGGAAUGGAAGAUGAUGUAGUUGUGGAAUUUGUGUUCAAUCAUCUUGAAUUAGAUAAGUAUCCUGAUGGGAAGCUAAUGCAAAUCAAUUUGACUGGAUUUCUCAAUGGGAAGAAUGCAAGAGAAUUUAUGACUGAACUAUGGACUCUUUUGUUAAGUGCUCAAGAAAAUAUAGGUGGAAUUCCUGCAGCAUUUUUAGAGCAGAAGAAAGAAGAAAUUAAGAAGAGACAGGAGGAGCAAGAACGCAUCCAAGCCAAUUUAAAAAAAAUUGAGGACAGAGAAAGAGAACGGGAACGUAAUAGAGACAGAGAUAAAACUACUACUGAAGGAAAAACUAAGAGAGAUCCUGAAAGAGCUUCAGCCUCUCCAAAAUCAAAGGGCGACUUACCCAAUAAAGUAGAAAAACAUUCUACAGAGAAUCGUCAUGGACAGUCUCAUUCACCUUCACCACAUAAAAAAACUGACAGUGCUAGAGACAGAACUAGAUCAAGAUCAGCAUCACCUAAGUUGAAGCGCACAUCAGAUAGUCAUAAUAAGAGCCAUGUGAGAUCUGAUUCACCUAGAUCAAAGCAUUCAUUAGAUCAUCAUAAAACACGUUCACGUUCAAGAUCACCUUCAAAUGUGAAGCGGUCAAGUGAUAACCAGAAACGAUCUCGUUCUAGAUCGACAUCCAAAUCUAAACGCAUGAGUGGUGGUCGUAGGAUGCGUUCUCGUUCUCGAUCUAUCUCGCCUAAAACAGGAAAUGUAAAUGUUACAAAUAGACGAUCGAUUGAAACACAUCAAGUUAAAUCACGAUCAAGAUCAGUUUCACCCAGAACAAAGCACAUUUUAGAAAAUCGUCGUCGUUCUCCAUCUCGUUCACCUUCACCAAUUAGAAGAAAACAUCUUGGUAGCGGGCGCCGUGGCCAUUCUAGAUCUCCUUCUCCUCAUAGUAGAAGAAUAAGUGAUAAUCAUCGUGCAAGAUCUCCUCGCCCGAGGAAAAGAAGAAACAGGUCACGCACACGUUCUCCCAGAAGAAGCCGGUCCAGGACGCAUUCCCCUCGGAAGCUGUCUCGUAGCCCGCACCGACAACGCUCGCCCGUCCGUGCCCAUUCACCAAAGCAUAGGAGUCCUGACAGACACGAAGCUGAAUGGCAUCAGUAUCCUUCGAGGAAAAAAUCUCGUUCAUCUUCAGGAUCUUCAUCUAGUUCAAAUUCUUCUACUUCUUCAAUUAAACAGGAAGGUAAUUCAUCCAGAUAUAGAGCAGAGGUACCUGAGAUAGUACAUUUAAAAAAAGAACCUGAGUCUCCUAGACAAGAAAAAGAAUCGUCAGUGGAAAUAUUACUGAAGAAAGAUUCUGUACAGAGCAAGCGCCAUUAUCGUUCUCACGGCCAUGGUGAUUCGGAAAGCUCUUCGGAGGAAGAAUCGCCGAUAAGAAAAACUGUGCCGGGAAAAGGAAAGUGGAAUGAUAGACAGAGGAGAAAACAAAAAGCGCAUUCGUCGUCGUCAUCCUCUCGUUCAUCUUCGUCUCGUUCACCCAGUCCUGUUGCCGGUAGAAAGAAUCGUUCUAGUCCUCCCUAUGGACAUAGAGCUUCACCACGUUGGAGGAAUAGUCCUCAACGACAAAGAUUUGCACGUUAUUCACCACAAAGACGCCGCUCACCUACACCUGAGAGACAAAAACGAAUGCAGAGUCCAACUCCUGAAAGGUUUAGACAUAGGCCAUAUGGAAUGGAUAGAAGAUCACCAAUGUAUGAUAGAGAAAGGGAGAGAAAUGACAGAGAAAGAGAAAGAAAUGAUAGAGAAAGAAUGAGAGAUAGAGGUCGCCGACCAUCACCAAUGUAUCCAGAGAAAAGAAGGUGGUCUCCACGAGAUGAACGGAGGCAAUGGAUGUACGACGAUCAUCGACAGAGAAUUAACCCAAAUUACGAUAGGCAAGAAUAUGCAUCGAGACAUUGGCCUCCUCCUAGCCCAAGAGGCAGAUAUCAUUCCCCAUCACCAGAGAUUCAGAGAUUACCUGAAAGACGUCGUAAUUCUCCUUCCUUCGGUUCUAAUAAUAUGAAGUAUGUAAGGUUAGUAGGUUCAAUCUUUCUUCAUACUGUUUAUUAUAAUUUUUUAGUAUGUAAUUAUUUGAAUUGAUUAUUUUAAAUUAGAAUAAAAAUGGACUUGGAAAUAUUGUCCUUAUUGAUUUUUAGAGAAUAUAUUGACUGUCGGUAUAAUUGGAUGAAAUGCUCCCUGAUGCCAUUCUCAAUUAGGAAUGAUAAUCAACUUUUAACAUUUGUUCUUUGGCAUAAACUUGUAAUAAGGUUUGCAAAAAGAAGAAUUUAUGUGAAUCAUCAUGUAGAUGGCAUAUGAAACAGAAAAUUUUAACCAGAUACUACAGGAUAACUUUUUCAGCUCAGGCAUACUGAUACAUGUAGAAUUUGUUGUUUACUGUAUAGAAUAAAUGAAAGUUGUAUUCAGUAGUUACUUAGCACUCAUCUUUUACAUUUUAUGCAAUUGCUGUCUUAUAGAAAAGUUAUCAGAUAGCCGAAAAUAAUUGUACUGUGUUCUGGAAAUAAUUAUAUAGUCUACAUAAUGCAUAUGCCUUUUCUAUCAA
Messenger RNA from Centruroides sculpturatus (bark scorpion), 2909 nucleotides. Its product is annotated as serine/arginine repetitive matrix protein 1-like. The record is from RefSeq and is a predicted model, not a curated record. Gene Ontology annotation, cellular component: spliceosomal complex. NCBI's taxonomy places the organism in Eukaryota, Metazoa, Arthropoda, Arachnida, Scorpiones, Buthidae. The coding region runs from base 152 to 2449 and encodes 765 amino acids. Gene Ontology annotation, molecular function: RNA binding. The transcript has 12 exons. Gene Ontology annotation, biological process: regulation of mRNA splicing, via spliceosome; mRNA processing.